This is a messenger RNA of Seriola dumerili (greater amberjack), 1654 nucleotides long. It is a transcript of the gene nt5dc1, whose product is annotated as 5'-nucleotidase domain containing 1. NCBI's taxonomy places the organism in Eukaryota, Metazoa, Chordata, Actinopteri, Carangiformes, Carangidae. The record is from RefSeq and is a predicted model, not a curated record. Gene Ontology annotation, molecular function: 5'-nucleotidase activity. The transcript is spliced from 12 exons. Bases 273 to 1652 code for a protein of 459 amino acids.
UCUUCUGGCACACGGGAGUUUAGCUUGUGGCUCCGCUGCUUUAACUUAUUGACGUUAACCGUUCACUGAUAAUCGAUUGCGGGUGUAGGAAAAACGAACUCGGAGGUUGUUUUGUUUUUUCUCUUUUCGCGGCACUGUAUGUGAGCGGAAGACUGAGUGACGCGUCCACAGAGCGCAGUCCCCAUCCGCGGCGUCAAUUCAGUGACAUUGACUCAUCGCUGGUGUUGUGCACAAGUUCAUGUGUGUACACCAACGCGGUGGCCUCAGCGACAAUGAGCGAAUACUUCAGCCUGUCGGACUGCGAUGUUAUCGGCUUCGACUUGGACCACACGCUCUGCCGCUACCAUCUGAAGGAGACCUCCAGGCUCAUCUAUGAGAGCUUUGCCAGGUACCUGGUGGAGCAUAAAGGCUAUGACAAGGACCUGCUGAACCUAACCCCGGCUACCUGGGAUUUCUGUUUUAAAGGACUAGUGGUGGAUCUGGAGGAUGGAAACCUCGUGAAGCUUGCUGAAGACGGAACUGUCUUGCGAGCAACACAUGGAACCAAUGACCUCAGCGCAGAAGAGAUCAUCAAACAUUAUGGUCCCAAAAGGGAGUGGAAGCACUUCAGCAGCCUCAAUACCUCCUUCACAAGAUCUGCAAAUUACUAUUACUAUGACAACUACUUUGAUCUACCCGGGGCUCUUCUCUGUGGACGAGUUGUGGAUAUGUUGCAUAAGCGAGGAAAUGAGGUGAAUUCGGACUUUUGGAAAGACAUGGUUGCGGCCAUUGAUCACAAUUACAACACAUCUGCAUUCAAAGAGGAUGCGGGGACCUACUUCCCCAGCGUGAAGAGGGACCCGGGCCGGUACCUGCAGCCCUGCUCCGACUCCGUCAAGACCUGGCUGCACAGCAUGAAGAACGCCGGGAAGGUCCUGCUCCUCAUCACCAGCUCUCACAGCGACUACUGCAGGCUCAUCUGUGAACACAUCCUGGGGAAGGAUUUCGAGGAGCUGUUUGACGUCAUCAUCACAAACGCCCUGAAACCUGGUUUCUUCUCAUUGGUGCCCCAACAGAGGCCCUUCAGGACCCUGGUGAACGACGUGGAGGAGAGAGAGGGGCUCCCUUCGCUGGACAAACCCGGCUGGUAUUCCCAGGGCAACUGGCCGCACCUCCAUGAGCUGCUCAAGACCAUGACGGGAAAACCAGAGCCCAAGGUGGUGUAUUUUGGAGACAGCAUGAGGUCGGACAUGUUCCCCGCCAGCAGCUUCGGGAAGUGGGAAACGGUGAUGAUAGUGGAGGAGAUGGAGGGGGAGGGGAUCCCGAAGAGCGACGCGGCAAUGUCUAAUGAGGCCCAAGUGGAGCCUCUGGAGAAAAAGGGAAAGUUUGAGGAGCAGGGCAUGAAGUCGCCCUCCGCCGUGUCCAACCAGUGGGGCUCUUACUUUGUCGACGUACAUAGAAGUGGAGGAGGGGACGAGGAGAGCCAGAAACUGACCUGGUGCUCCCACUGCAUUCACAAAUACAGCACCAUGGCCAUCCCUAGUGUUGAGCACAUAGCAGAUCUCCCUCUGGAUUACAAGUUCCCCAGGUUUUCUCCAGACAAGCCCUGCACCACCGGCUACUACCCCAGGCCCCCGGAUUCUUUGCUGAAGAGGUGCGAGAGUCUGUCAUAAUA